Messenger RNA from Closterium sp. Naga37s-1, 4620 nucleotides. The record is from the annotation of a GenBank genome assembly. NCBI's taxonomy places the organism in Eukaryota, Viridiplantae, Streptophyta, Zygnematophyceae, Desmidiales, Closteriaceae.
AUGGGUGUUUACGUUCGGCCGUUGCUCGACACGCUCGGCGAGCAGAGCCGAAACUCUCAGGCAGGUGCGGCGAUCUGUCUUGACCGCGUUUUCCGGGCUGCCCGGGAGAAAAUGGAGCCGAGUGCGGCGCGCGUGCUGACGCGUGCGAACGGGAUGCUUUCGCGGCAAGGGUUUCAGGCGAAGGCGCAGCUGCUGGGGGCCGUUGCAAGCCUUGCCGAGGUGUGCGGGGAGUCCAUGGGCGCGCAGGUGCCCGUGCUGGUGUCCGCCGCGACCGCCGCCGUGGCGUCCGCGGACUGGGCCACGCGCAAGGCGGCGGUGGACCUGCUGGGGCAGCUCGCCAUCAACCUGCCGGCGGAGUUUCUGGGGGAGAGCCGCGCGGCCGUCAUGAAGGCCCUGGAUCAAUGCAAGGGCGAUAAGGUGAAGAAUGUGCGUGAUUCGCUGGCGCAGGCGAAGCAGGCAUGGGCAUUCGUGGAAUGGGAGGACCCGCAGGCAGCAGGGCAGCACCAAGUGCUGUCCGUGCCGUCCCUCUCGUCGGAAUCAGCAGCGACGGCAGUUCAAACUCCGUCGCUGUCCUCUGCUGCUGCUGUUGGCAACGCAUCCGGAAGGCGCGCCAGUUUCUCACCUGGUGGAGCAGAAAACGACAAAAGCAUUGGCAGCCGCUCACUCAAGCUUCAAGGCCGCUCGUCCUCGCUUGUGGCAGAUCCGUUUCAAGGCACUCGAGAGGCAGCAGAGGCAGAAGAAGCAGCAGCUGCAGCAGCAGCAGCAGCAUCAGCAACAGCAGCAUCAGUAUCAGUAGCUGCUGCCAGUGCCACCCCUGCCGUGAAGCGGGGUGGAGUGGGCAGCAUAUUGGCUCGCACGUUCAGUGGCCUGGGUCGAGCCCGAGCUAAGGAAGCAGCAGCAAGUGCUGCUGCUGCUGCAGGAGAAGUGGCAGGCGCAGGAGGAGGAGCAGAAGGGGAGGGAGGAGAUGAGGGCGGAAGGAAAGUGGGGGUCAGCAAAGGGGGGAUUGGGUCCCAUGCGUGGGCUGCAGAACUAUCUCAGGCAAAACCUGGGGAAACUCACAAAGGAGAAGCUACUAACGCGGAUAAUGGAGCUGGAGAGAAGGCUGCUCGGCCUAAGUUUGAGCGGCAGCCGCUUCGAGGAAACCCUCUGUUUUUCAAGAAGGCGGGCGCAGGGGGGAAGGCUGGGGGAGGUGACGACUGGUCCGUGGAAGUGAUGGUUCCUAAAUCGAAGGCCGGGGCAGUGGGGGAGAAGGGUGACAGUAACGGGGGGCCAGGUGAGGGCAGUGGAGGGAAGAAGGGUGAUGGGAAGGGAGAGGGCAGGCAGGGGACAGGGGCGGGCGCAGGGGCAGGGGCAGGUGCGAAAGAGAGUCGAGCGCAAGCGGAUGGGGCGAAGAUGCGUAGGCAUUCGACUUCAGGGAUUGCUGCUCUCAAGGCUGCGGCCGCAGCUGGUGGGAGAGGCAAGGAGGGCGCAGGGGGAGGGAAAGGAGCAGGAGCAGAGAACGAUUGGAAUGUGGAGAUUCUAGUGCCUAAGACACGUGGCGGAUGGGGCAAGGGCGGUGGCGAGACAGAGGAGAAGCGGGAGGUGAAUGGAGAAGGAGUGAAGGAGAUGAACGGAAGGGACGGUUUGGGCAAGGCUGAGUUGCAGCAGCAAGAGGAGGCGCAGAGUGCGAUCCAGCAGCAGCAACAGCAAGAGCAAGAGCGGCAGCAACAGCAAGCGCAGGAGCAGCAGUAUCAGCAUCCGCAGCAGCAGUAUCAGCAGCAGCAGCAGUAUCAUCAUCAGCAGCAGCAGCAGCAGCAGCAGCAGCAGCAGCAGCAGCAGCAGCAGCAGCAGCAGCAGCAGCAGCAGCAGCAGCAGCAGCAGCAGCAGUAUCAGCAGCAGCAGUAUCAACAUCAGCCGUAUCAUAAUCAGCAGGUGCAGCAGCGAGAUGAGGAGAGGGAAGAGCACGAGAAGAAGGAAGUUUUGCAGCACAUGCUUCGCGGGAUAGAUGGACAGAAGGAUACAGGAGGGAAUACUGAGUCUAUUGGUGCUUAUAACGGCGGGCAGGAAGACGGAAUGGGGGGGUUAAUUAAAGCUAGGGGAGGUUCUGCAGCGAGAUAUGCUAUUGGGGUGGAGAGUGAGGAGCAAAGGGAGGAGGAAGGACAGGAUGGUUGGAAAGAGAAGGUGGGAGAUGGGGAGGGGAAAGAGUGCGAGCAAAGGGCACCAGACAAGGAGAAGCGCGAUGAGGAGUCUCAAGGCGCAGAGAAUGGCGCUUAUGGUUCUAGCGAGUCUGACAAUGACGAGGAUGUGCAUCAACGGGGCGGUAGGGGAGGUGAUUGGGAGGAGAGGACGGCUAGGGUAGUGCAGGGUAAAGGAGGGUGGUGGGAUGGGGAGGAAGAGGAGGGUGAGAGGGUGGAGAGAGGGCGAAUGAGGAGAAAGGAGGGUAGGGAGGAUGGGAGGGGGAGGAUGAGGUAUGGGUCACUGAGCAGUCAUUUGUCUUCAAGCGAGGAAGAGGAGGAUUAUGGGGAGUCUUUUCCUCGUGCUCGCAUGAGGCGUGGGUGGGCUAAUAACGAGGAUGCUAUGGAUUCGAGUCCGAAAGGAGGCCGCAGAGACGGAAGGUCCGGUGUUGGGAAGGGUGUGAAGCAGCAGCAGAGGCAGGGCGACACGUGGCAGAAGCAGGAGGUGACACGUCAGGAGGAGAAGCUUGGGCGGAGGAGGGCGCAGCAGAGUCAGCACCAGGGGCAGCAGCACCAGUCGAGGCAGAGCGGGUUGAAGAAGGCGGAUGGAGAGCAAAUGCAUAUUAGACGCUCCUAUGACUUGAUGGAGGCAGAGGUGCAGAGACUGAGGCAACGAGUGGCUGAUAUGGAGCGGCAGCAGGACAGCUACCAGGGCAUGGUGGAGGGUUUCAUGAGUGCUACCAGGCGAACCAUGGAUAGCCUCGAGCUGCGAAUGCUGUCCCUUGAAGGCUCGCUCUCUACCCUAAAGUCUCUGCACCACCACCAGCAGCAGCAGAACCAGCACGAGCAGCAGCAGCAGCAGCAGCUGGCGUUUGCUGAAGCAGAAGCGGUGCAGUUGCAGCAGCAGCAGCAGCAGCAGCUGGCGUUUGCUGAAGCAGAAGCGGUGCAGUUGCAGCAGCAGCAGAUUCAGCAGGCUUACCACGAGCAGCAGCAACAGCUGCAGCAGGUUAAGCUGUCGUACCUGGAGCAGCAGCAGCAGCAGCAGCAGCAGCUAGCACUGAGAACCACACGAGCUAUGAACAGUGUUGCUGCCUCUCCAGUGGUCGCCUCUCUCCCUUGGACCUCCAAUGCUGCUGCCUCCCCCUCACCCCACGCUGUCCCCACCUCUCCUCACCCCAUUUCCACCACCACCCUCCCAACCAUGCCCUCCCCUUACCUCCCUGCUCGCAUACGCACCUCUGCUGGUGGUGACAGCAGCAGGGGGCUCACCCCUGGACGAAGGUUGUCGUUGCAGGGAGGAGGGAUUGGUGGGAUAGGGAGCAACGCAGGGGGGAUAGGCAGUGGGUCUGGGGCCGGUGGAUUCGUGCAGGCACAGCCAUUCUUGGGUGGGUUUGGUGGUAUUGGAGCAGGGAAUGAAGCAGCUUAUACGGAGGAUGAUUAUGCUGCGGCUGCUGCAGCUGUGGCCGAAGCAGCAGCGGCGGCAGCAGCAGCUGAGGCGGCACGUGUGGCUUCAUUCCAAAGUCAGCAGCACCAACAGCAGCAGCAGCAGCAGCAGCAGCUGCUAACUCUAAGGAGAACCUCUUCCUUGAACCGUGGACAGAACACCACUCCUCCCACUGGCCCUCCCCGCACUCCUCCCCAAUCCUCUACUGUCUCGUCCCCUCGCCUGCCUCUCAACACAAGCAUGAAUACAGAACACCAGCAGCAGCAGCAGCAGCAGCAGCAGCAGCAGCAGCAGCAGCAGCAGCAGCAGCAGCAACAACAACAGCAGCAGCAGAAGCAGCAGCAGCCGGAGCAGCAGCAGUUGUUGCUGCAGUGGCGAGGCAACUCUAGUCAGCAACAGGAUCAGGGCGAGCAGAUGAACCUUCACCAGGCUCAGCCCGAGCAGCAGCAGCAACUCAGGGCAGAGACGUUGCCAACAGCAGAGGGAGGAGGAGGAGGGGGAGGAGGAGGAGGAGGGAGGGGAGGCGGGGGAGGAGGAGAAGCUGAAGGUGCAAAAGCAGCAGCAGAUAAGCCUCUAGGGCCGCUGAAGCGCCACGUGGCACCAGCCAAUUGGUCAUGGGCCGUGGCUUUAGACGAGCUCAAGGCAGGGGGGUUCGAGGGUGCUUAUAAAGAGGUGCUGAAGGCUGCAGAUGCGGGUGCCAUGGUGCGGCUGAUGGGGCGAACGGGGCCUGUGCUGGGGCAUUUGUCGCCUGAUACCGGGGCAGAGGUUAUACGGCGCAUGGUGGAGCUGCUUAUAAGGGGGACGUCGGUGGAAUACCUGCUGCCGUGGGUUCGGCAGCUACUGGACAUAAUGACGGACGAGUCAUCUCUCCCAUACGGAGCAGAGGGUCCUGCAGUGGACGGGCAUCUGAAGCAGCACGUGCUGGCAGCGCUGCAGCAGGUGGUGAGCGCCGAUGGGGGCAGCUGGGUGGGACGGUCUGCAGGCGAUUACCGGCGCCAGCUGGCUGAUGCGUGGGGAAUGUGA